This is a messenger RNA of Pterocles gutturalis (yellow-throated sandgrouse), 1130 nucleotides long. It is a transcript of the gene RUNDC3B, whose product is annotated as RUN domain containing 3B. The annotation marks the transcript as partial. The record is from RefSeq and is a predicted model, not a curated record. Lineage: Eukaryota; Metazoa; Chordata; Aves; Pterocliformes; Pteroclidae. The transcript has 9 exons.
CGUCUUAGUGCUGAGCGAGCUUAUACAAGCUUAAUAAUGCUUCCUAUGGCUCUACAUAUAUUGACAAUCUGCAGGUUUUCAGUCAAGACUCUGAUUGAUCGUUCCUGUUUUGAGACUAUAGAUGAUACUUCCCCUGAAUUUAAUAAUUUUGCAGCCAUUCUGGAACAGAUUCUAAGUCAUCGACUGAAAGGUCAGAUCACCUGGUUCGGCUAUGAAAGCCCUCGUAGUUUCUGGGACUACAUUCGAGUAGCUUGCCGAAAAGUCUCUCACAAUUGCAUCUGCAGUAUUGAGAACAUGGAGAAUGUCGGUUCUUCUAGAGCUAAGGGUCGAGCCUGGAUCAGAGUUGCACUUAUGGAAAAGCAUUUGUCUGAAUAUAUUUCCACAGCUCUGAGAGACUUCAAAACAACAAGGAGAUUUUAUGAGGAUGGAGCAAUUGUUCUUGGUGAAGAAGCAAAUAUGCUUGCUGGUAUGCUGUUGGGACUCAAUGCAAUUGAUUUCAGUUUUUGUCUGAAGGGUGAGGGAUUGGAUGGCAGCUUUCCAGCUGUCAUAGAUUAUACACCGUACUUGAAGUUCACUCAAAGUUCUGACAGCAUCAGCAGUGAUGAAGAAGAGCUAAGAACGCUGGGCAGUAGUGGCAGUGAAGGCAGUACUCCCGAGAACAUUGGUCCUCCUUUCAUCACAGAUGAAAACAGUUGGUACAACAAAUGCAAAAGGGUAGAACAGAAGUACCGGCUUGCCUUGGAACAGAAGGGUUACCUUGAAGAAUUGGUACGACUCAGAGAAAACCAGCUAUCUGAAUCUGUCUCACAGAAUAAACUUCUAUUACAAAGAAUUGAAGACAUGGAUCUAGCCCAUAAAAUGGAGAAGGAACAGCUGGAAUAUAUCAUUGUGGAACUGCAAGACCAGUUGUAAGUUAGUAUAAUGGAGAAACACUGUUAGAGCAGUACUACUUAAUUUGUUUAACUUAUUUAACUAUAUAAUACAAAUAAGUUCUGGUCCUGUGGAAGUGCUUCAAACUUCUUGAAGAAAUUAAUGCGUUUUAGCUUUUUUUUUUUCCUUACAAGUCUUAUAUUCAGAAAUGGCUCUUCUGAAAACUGCAGUAGUGUAAGACAGAAUAAUUCUGAGAUUCU